AUGUCAAGAUCAUCGUCAAAUCGUUCAGCUAACAGUGGAUUAAAAAAUUCUUCUGCUAAAUCUCAUCAUUAUAGAUCAAUGCCGACUAUAUUUAAAAAUAGUCGAUCAUCAAAAAAACAACAUUCUUUAAUUUUAAAUAAUGCAGAUUUUGAAAUUUGUCAAGUACCAAAUGAAAGUGAAAUGUUUGAAAUUACACAACAUUCAAAUACUGAAGGAAGUAAUAAUACAAAUCAAUUAGAAACAACGACAUCCGAUAAUACUCUUACUGAUCGACAAGAACAAUCUGCAAACGUGUAUAACAAUUCUCCAACGACAUCUCAUGACAAAUUUUCAAUCUCACAAUUGAAAACUCGAUUGAUACCAUAUAGAUAUGAAAAUACAAAGAAAGAUGAAAAUGGUCAUGACAAAAAUCAAGGUUUUCUGUUGAUUAAUCAAGCUGAUGAUGAUUUGGUUUUAAUACACAAUGAUAAUGUUGAUCAACAACAUACACGUCAUUCUGAACCAUGUGAACAUGGACGAAUCGAUGAAGAUAAUGUUGAUGUGAGCCAAAUUCAAUUAAUACCAACUACACCAAUUACACCUAGUUUAUUACCGCCACAACAAUCAUCACUAAUUUCUGCUAUAUCACCUGUCGUAAAUCACUUGUUUCAUGAACCAGAUGUUCAAGCAACACAAGCUGGUGUUGAAUGUGCUACACCUAUUUAUGAUGAAUCUAAUGAACAGGAUACACAAUUAUCAGCAACAAAUUCAUCUUCAUCAACAAAUUCAUCAAAUAAUGAUCCACAAUUGACUGAGAUUGAUCGGUCAACACUUAGUGAUACUGAUUAUAUUCUAGCACAAAAAAGUUGUCUUGAACAAAUAACAGGUUUUGAAAUAGAUUUAAUCAAUGAUCGUCGUGAUUAUCUACAGGGUUUACAACAAAUUGAAAGCGAUGAUUUCGACAUUAAUCUUAGUGAUAAGGAAGCAACACUCAAAAAUAAGAAACUUAAAGAAGAAUUAAAAAGACUAGAAGAAGAACAAGAUCGAGUUUAUUCAUCAUGGUCAUGUGAAGUUUGUACAUAUAUCAAUGAACCAUUUAUUAAAACACGUAAAGAUGUAUGUGAAAUGUGUGAAGGACCAAGCCCAUUAAAACGACAUACAUUAACAAACUGA
Messenger RNA from Rotaria sordida, 1152 nucleotides. NCBI's taxonomy places the organism in Eukaryota, Metazoa, Rotifera, Eurotatoria, Philodinida, Philodinidae. The record is from the annotation of a GenBank genome assembly.